AUGGAGGAGUGUAAGAAGAGAGUGCAUGGUACUAAAGUUUCAAAAAUAGCAAAUAUAUUCCAAGGAAUGCCGUCGAGGGAUGACGAAGACUUGCGCGGCGCCGAUGUCACGGUCGUGCGCACCGAGAGUCACUUGGCUAGAUUCAAUAACGCACGAGCGCUAUUCGAAAAGUUGGGUGAAGAGAAUCGAGGCUUCCGAAUCGAAAAAUCACCUUCUGCUGCAGCGAGCUUUGCGGGUACGCGCAGCGGCCACCCUCCGGUACCCACGCGGUCGCGCUCCAGCUCUGCAGGCUCAGUUAGUCCGCAAAGGGCCAGCGUCACUCCAACAAAUGCUCUUGCGCCGGCGCUUAACGGAGACAGACUCGCCAAUGGCGCCGGGCAACCGCCGCCAAAGCCCGUCAAACCUAGCGUUUUGCCCAAACCGGAGAAACCCGAUAGGCGAUUUAACAAGGAGCUCAUUGAAAAACAGAGAAAUUGGACUGCACAUUUCAAUAAACAGCGGCCGGUGCGGUACGAACACGAACAGAGGCCUGAGCAAAAAUAUGGUCCCGGACACGUUGACAGAAAAUCGCCAGAAGUCGCUGAGAGGUAUGUCGUCCCAUCUCGAGUAUAUUCACCGCCGCUGUCGCCCGGAGCUGGUGACUUGCAAGCAGAGCGACCUACGACUCUUCCUUCAUCGUUAGUUACUCGCGGUGUGCACGUAGCGAAGUCUCCUAGUCCUGUAAGAACCGUUGCUGCGGUGUCGCCUUCACCAAGGUCAAGUAAUACACUGUCUCCCACCGCAAGGACUUCACCAACGUUCAAAGCAGAGCGAGUUUCUCCGAGUAAAGAUGUUGUCCAAAAUAUUGGAAACAACGAAAGAUUAUGUGCCGGUAAUAGAUCGCCAGUAGUUAGUGACAUAGACAGUGAUACGGCUGAGUCAGAAUCGGCGAAUGUUAGUAACUCCGUACAAUAUCCAAAUGUGGCACCAAAACCUGUCGAAAGAAUAUUAGCCGCUCAGACUUCUCCUGUUUCACAUUCGACAUCGGAUCCGUUGGCCAAAAGGCCACCGCCUUCGCCUCCCAUACGAAUGCCAAGGUCUCCGCCACCUCCCAUACCUCAAGAGAAAAUCACACCUCCACGUGACAGCAUUCCUACUGAAGCGUUCACUGAAGACAGAGGUAUUGCUUUUCCCGAUAUUAUCGACGAUUUACGUGUGCAACCUGUACCACCGAGAAAUCGAAGAUCUCCUUCCAAAUCUCCCGUGCCCCGCCCCGCAUACAACGAUGUUUCCGCACCUACCUCUCCUCUACGACGAAGCGCAGAUAUCUGUGACAAUGCACGAAGAUCGCCAUCUAAGAGUGGGGAUUCCGAAGAUGAAAAUUACAUUGUUUUGCAAUACGGAUACGAUUCUAAUGAGAAGGGGAAGAGUAAACGGCGGUCAUCGACGCCCGAGUCGCCGGCGAGCGCCCUCCCGGAAGACGAUGCGUCCCGGUCGCCGCUGACGUCGCCCGCGGCAUCCCCGGUGCACGGUGUCCCCGUCACGCCGCCUCUCCUCGCUUCUCCAACACAUCCGGGCGGAGGUCGCAAGUCGUCGACGGAGGAGGGCGUGCGGCGCGCGUCCAGCGUGUCCGACGAGGGCGGGUUCAACGAGCCCUCGCCCGACGUCGCGGCGCUGCGACCCGCUGAACGCGCCCGCUCCGACCCUGACACCCUCUCCGUACUGCAGCAGGAUUCUGGUGUUGUGGUGAGCGAGGCGAGCCAGGGCUCCAUCGAGGUGCUCGACAAGUCGACCACCAGCCAAUGGAGCGUGUCGGAGGCGGAGGCGGAGGCGGAGGCGGAGGCGCCCUGCAGCGACGCGGCGCACGCGCACGACGCCGACGACAAGCAGCCCGACAGCAUGACGCCCGACGAGGCGGAGAUACUUCUCAGCUCCAGGCAAGAGGGCCUGCUGUCGGACGAGCAGGCGCAGGAGAUCGUCGCCAUGCUGUCGCCGCACGCCCCACACGCCCCUCACGCCCCGCACCCAACACUCCCCGCACGCCCCGCACGCCAACAAUGA
This is a messenger RNA of Papilio polytes (common Mormon), 2040 nucleotides long. RefSeq names its product serine/arginine repetitive matrix protein 1-like. NCBI's taxonomy places the organism in Eukaryota, Metazoa, Arthropoda, Insecta, Lepidoptera, Papilionidae. The coding region runs from base 1 to 2040 and encodes 679 amino acids. The record is from RefSeq and is a predicted model, not a curated record. The transcript is spliced from 4 exons.